GGUGCUUCUCAGAUGAACGUUCUGUUUACAUGCUUCUUCCUUAAUAAGCGUCUUCAGAGGUGCAUUCAGACUGGAGACAAUUCAGACGGUUUUUACAUAAAGGUUUGAAGUAACCCAGAGUUAUUCUUUAUUCGUGCCGUAAGAUCAAAAGUCAGGAUAAAAAUAAAAAAAAACAACUAAACUACGGAGGAGCUUUAGUUGUGAUAUUUCUCUCUGCGUCGACCAUGGGGACAGCUCUGAUUUACGAUGAGGAGAUGACCAAAUACAAACUGCUCUGGGUUGACAUCCUCGCGUUGGAUACUUCUGCCCAGCAUGUAAGAUCGAGGUUCCCGAGCGGCUCUCGGUCAGUUAUCAGGCCCUGGUCAGGACGGGUCUGUCUGACCGCUGUGUCGCUGUGCCGCCUCGUGAGGCCUCAGAUGCAGAGAUCCUGCUCGUCCACAGUGAGGAAUAUCUGGAGGGUGUGAAAAAGACUCCGCACAUGACUUUGGAGGACUUGAAGGAGUUCACCCUUCAGUAUGGGGACGUCUACUUCCACCCAAAUAUCUAUCACUGCGCCAAGCUGGCUGCAGGGUCUGCUCUGCAACUGGUGGACAGUGUCAUGACAGGGACGGUCAGGAACGGCAUGGCUCUGGUUAGACCGCCGGGACACCACAGCAUGCGCAGUGCUGCCAGUGGUUUCUGUGUGUUCAACAACGUGGCCAUAGCAGCGAGAUAUGCUAAGCAAAAACAUGGAGCCAAAAGGGUGCUAAUAGUAGACUGGGACAUACAUCACGGUCAAGGGGUGCAGUAUUGCUUUGAAGAUGAUCCGAGUGUUCUGUACUUUUCUUGGCACCGCUAUGAGCACCAGAAAUUCUGGCCCAAUCUUAGAGAGUCAGACUACGAUAGCGUCGGCAAAGGAAGCGGAGCUGGCUUCAACAUAAACGUGCCUUGGAAUAAGGUGGGAAUGGAAAACAGCGACUAUCUGUCAGCCUUCUGCCAUGUCCUCCUGCCAGUAGCGUAUGAGUUUUGCCCAGACUUGGUUUUGGUGUGCGCAGGCUUUGACUCGGCUGUCGGCGACCCAGAGGGAGAGAUGUGUGCCACUCCGGACAUCUUCGCCCACUUAACUCACCUCCUAAUGAACCUAGCUGGAGGAAAACUGUGUGCUGUACUGGAGGGAGGAUACAACUUGACUUCUCUCGCACAAUCCGUGUGCCAGACUGUUCAGACUUUGCUCGGCGAUCCGCUGCCUCGGCUCGCAAACCUCGGGAGUCCCUGUGAAAGUGCACUCGAGUCUCUUCAGUGUGUCCGAUCGGUCCUGAGGCGGUACUGGCCCAUCCUCAAGCAUGCAGCCGAUCCGCCUACGACGGACGUCGGCUCCAGACGCAUCAAACUGGCAAAAGCAGAGGAAGAAAGGAGCCGGGAGGAAAAAGUUUGGCCUGAGCCCGCAGAGCGCCUGCGUCCUCCCGUUUGUUCCGCGUCGGCGCUUCCCGACGACGCGGCUUGUCCAGACGGCUUGAAACGCCUCACCUCCUCCGAAGAUCUGGGACCGCUUUUAGGCCGCAGAAUAAAGACAGAAGUUGCGGGUGACGCGGACGGUGUCGCCACCUUCUCGAGACUUUACACCCUGAUUGAGAAAAUGAGCACAAACGAGAUCGGCAACGGCGUGGCGCUGGUCCCCGAUGUCGCCGCAGCAGUCAAGUGUGUUGUCCAGGACCUCGGCUCUGACCUCGUCAACCGGGUUUUAGUGGUUUGUGUCGGCAAAGAGGAGCUGAAUUACGCCACGGCAGACGGGAAAAUGCUUGUCGUACAAAUCAGCGGUGAAGACAAAGAGGAACAGAAGUGCAAAUAUUAUAUUCCAAUGUGUUUAAAGAAGGGUUGCGGUGACACGGUAGGAUUCAUCCAGGCGGUCCUUGGCCUCCUCCUACCUCUGGGAUACGAGUACGACCCGGGCCUUGUCCUUUUGAGUCGCAUGCCAGGAAGCGGAGUGGGCGACUGUACGUGGCAGCAACUAAUUGGCCUGCUGAAGGGCUUCGCAAAGGGACACACUCUGGUUCUGAUGCAGACGAAUGAUGGGGCAUGUAUGGGUCCUACUGCCUCCGUCCUCCUCGGGCACCCUGCGCCUCCUCUGCAGGAGCUUCUGACUCGGCUCCCAGACGACGGAGAUGCUUUGGAGAGGAUGAGAGAGAGGCUGCAGGCUGACUGGAAAAUGCUGCAAACAGCAGUAUCUUCAGGCAAUGGAGAGACAGCUAAAAGCUGAAGCUGUCCUGCUGCUGUUUAUCUUUGUGGAGCUGAUGGACGAUUUGACAUAUUUGACACUCAGCAGCCAGUAAACCCCGCACUCUGUUCAUUUCUAUAUGCUGUUUUAUACUCUAAACUAUGUUUCAGUUCAAUGAUUUUCUAAGUUUCAUACAUUCUUAAAUGUAUUUGUACUAGCCAGUCUAAUGCUGUACUAGUGAAACGUUGUUUUUUCUUCAUGGAAUGCUAGGUGGCUAACGACGUUGUACCUUUUGUGGCGUCUAAACGUCAUUUCCGGUCCCCUGGCCCCCCCCCUGUUCCGGCGCCUAUGCACACACCCCUAACUCAUCCUCGUACCUCAAGAGAACUUUUCUAAUUCCCUUAAAACGGGAUGAACCGUGAGUAUUGAUUCUGUGUUUAAUCUCCUCCACUAUUAAAAUCAAUAGAAAAGCUUUUUGGUGCUGUCCAGACAAAGGAGAAUGUUUUAGCGUCAACCUCCCCCUGCCCCCCCACCCACAAAUUACUUCCGCCUCUGCAAGAAAGCCCAUUCUUUCCGGACAGCAGGUUGUUCUUUGCUUCGUAGUAUCUGUGCCAGAUCAGUCAUUUUCAUCUACUUGAUAUAUAAACCGUGAAAAGGCUUGCACCGAAUUUAACCGCCUUUCUUGAAUUGGACGACGUAUUUACCUCCAAUUGAGUCGGCAUGAUUAAACGUUUGUUGAAUUUUAAUCAGGGUACAACGUCCUGAUAGCCAUUCCGCUUGUACAAAGAUCCUUUCUCUCACAUGGCGGCGCAGCAUUAGUCCACUUCGUUGACAUCUGGGACAUAAAACAAAGACUAACCUUCACUGGGACUUUAACUAGAACUCUUUGAUAUGUUAUGGCCUUUCAUGUGUACAUUAAAACGGGUGGAAAUGCCUUAAACAGCCUUUGAGGUGGGGGUGGGGGGGUGUAUUGUUUGAACAUCGCCCUCGAAGUGAAAACUGUCGCAGCGUUCCGUGGUGAGGAGGUGUAAAAGUUCCUCUGAGUCUUAUGUAAGGAGGAGUUCCUCCUGACGCUCCGAGCUGGAUAUUAACACUGCCAGAUGAUUCAAUAUAAUCUGCAGCCAGGAAAUUCAUUCUCUGAAAUGAAAGAGAAAUCCAAUUUCCCCUUUAUACUUCUCAUUUGAAUAUAAAUCAAAAGCCUGGUUCAAACGCUUCAAAUUAAAAACAUGAAAAUAUGUCGGGGCUUCAGUUGGUUGAGCUGCAAAACUGGUUCUGUCUCUUAGAGUUUUCCCCCUUACUUGUUACUGGAUUGUGUGGUUUUUUUUUUUUGGUUUUUUUUUUAUCUGUGCAAAAUGGUUUAAUUAGAUGAUUAAAACACUGAACAAAAAAGCUUAACCUCAGUUUGGCUCCAGUGAGCCAUAAUGUGGAAUUCCUCACUCUUGUGAAGAAUCGCUAGGAUUCAUAUUACUUCUUUUCCCUGUGAUUUAUUUUGAGAUCAUCUAACAGUUUGAUGCAUUUUCUAUUAUGUGACACAAGUGCUUUUUAAGAAACUGCAGGAAAUAAAAAAUGUGAGCAAUUAAAAAAAAAACAACAACUGUUUUCCACAAGAUGUAGAUAGAUUUUACAAUUUCUGAACAAGAAAUGAAGGGAAAAUGAAAUAAUUGAAACAUGAAAUCCAGCUUACCUAAACAUGCUUUUGAGAGGAAAAACAGAACUUUGAAAUAAAGAUGGAAUCUGUCGUUUGAGAUGUAGGACAUAAAAGAAAAAGUCAAACUUAUCAUUUUUAACAUCCUCCGUCUUUGCUGCGGAUUUGUUUCAAAGCUUAAGAUUCUAAAAGAAAAAAAUCCAGCUUUUCAAAAUGACUUUGCUUUUGUUUUUGCAAACUACACAACUUUAAAAGUUCAUAUCACACAUCUGGCUACUCUCUUAUGCGGCGUGGAUUUUUCCCCCACUGAAAACAGAACUACAUUUCAGGUCGGGGAAUCCAAAAGUUGCCCUUCUGAAAUAACAUUGAGUGCAAAAUAAGAUAUGGUAGAAAACGAAAUUGCUAGCGUCCGGAGAAAACCCAUUCCUGUUGGGGCUGGAACCUUCGUAUUUGCACGUUUCUGGUACACUUGAAAACCCGACGCACAACUGACAUCUGCAUACAACAACGACGGAUGACGAAGCUGCUUCUCUGGGCCCACAGGGCUUUAACCUUUGCUCCAAAAGACGAUUUGAUAAGACGCUGGAAGAGACUGCUGUUGUGUUCAUGUGUUUUUGCGUCACUGAAGCUUUUCAAGCCUAAAGUAGCAUCUCAAUGCUAAACAUGCAGCAGCACAAACAUCCCUAAUGCUAAUGUCAGCAUCCACCGAAGUAUUUUUUUCAGAGUUACACGAAUGACUUGUAGAGUAGCUACUUUACACCAAUCUGAUUGUUGAACAACGUAACAGAUUAAGUAUCUUUGUUGUUGAGCUCAUAUGUCUAUUUAUUCGAGAACUUAGCAGCAAAAAGGGGGUUUGUGACGAUUAAGAUGUGAAUGGACUCUUCAAUUAACUUGAUUAAAAUUUUUUAGUCAAGUCACAUGGCUAGCAUUUUUUAAAAUUCUGUCUCAUUGCAUUUUAUUCUACACAUGCACCGUCUUACCCACAUCCGCUUUCAGGUCAAAGCGAUCCGGCCUGCAGCUGUAAAUACUGUAGAGAGCAUCUGGAGGGAAGGUUAGAUGAUUGCCUGUAUCGACUGUAUUGACUUUCAUCCUGUAAAAUGACCCAGCACAGCUUUUUAUUCGACAGCCAGCCACCUCCAGUGACAGAUACUUGAUGGAGCUCCCCCCCCCUCAUAUUUUUGUCUUCUUCUCCUCCUCCUCCUGCUCUGGAGAAGCGAAUCCCUCAUCAAACCAAAUGCAACUUGGAACAUCUAACAUAGCACUUUGUUGCGUCGUUGCGCACAGCAUUGGCUCCGAAAGGCCGUCGCUCCAGACGUUACCAGAGAGACGACUGCAUGUGUCAGCUGCCUGACAGAAGACGUGGAACUGACACGCUGCCCCGCUGUGUGGUUUCCAUGACAAUCGGGGUGCAAUGCCACAACAAUCAUUUAAAAUUUGAAGGUAGCGGCGGCGUGUUUCCCCUUCAGUUAUCAUCAUCUCACCUUAAAGUUCAGAGUAGAGGAUGAGAGUACCUCCAGAUGGACAUGUUCCCAGAUAACCAGCACAUCAUCAGCAGUUUAAUCAGCAGCUGGGUUGAAAAAAAAAAAACAAGUUCAGCUCUCCGUUGGACAAGUCAAGCUUUAACGACGACGGUAAUAGAGGAUAAAGCCAACGGUUGGGGAACUUGCUAGGGCUCCGAUGUGUGACGGUGUGAGACUCAGAUGGUGAUUCAGUGCCACAGAGGCAGCUGCCACGAAAUCCAACUGACAGCAUCAUGUCUCAUCUGAGACGCCCUGUGGCCAAACAAACGGCGGCUCAUUAAAGGCUCCGUUUGGACCGUCUGUGCCGAACGGGGAGCGAGGUGACAUUGACUCGUAAUGUGGUCGACCGAGGUGGUGUGUGAGCUAGGAGGAGGUGUGUGUGUGUGUGUGUGUGUGUGGUAAUAAAGCUCGACAGUUUUCUUUAGCCUCCAUACUCCAUGACCUCUUACCAGUUGCACUUGAGCUUCAGGUGCGCUGUCUCCUGAGUUAGCUGAGAGAGUCAAGCUGGAGCUGACAGGCAGCGACGCAAUCUGUGCGUUUAGGUGUGAGGCUCACGUGCAAAACGCGUGAUGUUCUAGUCAACCCACCCACGGCUGUGAAAGACUUCGUCAAAGGUUUUUUUUUUUUUUGUCGAAGCAUUGUGCAAACGUGACAUCAUUGUUUCUGUUCUGAAAAGUCUUUGAAAUGCAGAGGUUCAAGGUCAGUAGUUAGGGUGGCAGAAAGUGUUACGGAAACAACGAUGUCUGAGUCAGUGCUGAAAAUGUAGCGUCGUCGUUUUGUGGAAGACGGACAGACCAGACAAAAACAUCCCCAGCACUUGCACAUCAAACGUUCCUCUUUAUUAAAACAUGCUUUAGUUCAUUUUGAACAUAAACGCUUGGUGGCUUAAAGGGGCAGUACUACGUAAAGUCUACUUUGCUGGAAGUCCUUGAAUCCCCCCACCUUGCAACCAUUCAGCUGUGCAGAAUGCUUGGUGGGACCUAACGCCACCUUCAAAGACGCAGCUCAACCUCACAGAGGGGCUCUUUCUUCCCCUGUGCCCCCCCCCGCUCAGCUCCUUCAGACUAGCCAGCAGCAAUUAGCAAACACCUGUUGGAACUGCUCAUUGUAGGAGCCACUUCUUCAGUGCAACGCUGGUAAAAACGUUGUCAAAGGGUUAAUAGAGAAGCCAUGUUGCGAUGACUUCCUCAAUGUAGAGUUUCAGAAAGAGCAGGAGUUUGUUUUUUAAAGAGACAAGGCCCCAUUUCAAGACAGUCAAAUUUCUUUUGUCAUAUUUGAUAUAUACAAAAUUUCUUAUUACAAUUGAAGGUGUAAUUGUCACUUUGUUGUGCUAUAAAAUUAUUCUAUGUGGCUGGAAAACACAUAAUACUGCCCCUGCAAUAUAUUUUUAGCCCAUUUUACCAUAUUUUCAAGGCUGUGCGGUAAUUCUAAACCCAGCACAGGGUGUCUAUAACUUCAGAGCACUUUCUUUAACUGGACAGUCACCUCUUAGAAAACUGCUUCAUUCAUUCAGCCGCAGCUCUUUGAAAUGUUAAAAGGUGAAAUAAUGAUUUCAUUAGAUUUUUUCCUGUGCACGUUAUCUGCAUUGUGAGUCAUACUGUAGUUGUUUUGGGGUUUGUUUGUUUUUUUGUCGCUCAACGCGAUUGACAGUCAUCAGCUUCGUUUUUAACCACAACGGAGCCCCUGACUGCGUGCUAUAAAGACACCCGCCGCUGCGUGUGCUGAGAGAGGAGGAGGAUUUUAUGAAGACUUAACAUUUCAUCCAUUAUUCAUGGAGAAGUGGAGGAGACCCAGUGAGACGGGAGCCACUUCCAUCACUGCUCUGUUAUGUUUGACUCGUUCAGAUGAGUGAGUCAAACGAACCGCUGGGAAUCCCUCCCUCUCUCUGAGCAAAAAGUAAAAAAUAAAAAAUAAAAAGCCCACUGCCGCAGGACAUUUUCUUUCUGUUGUUUUGGCUUCCAGGUGUCCAACCCGCGCUAACAAAUGUGGCUCCGUGCUCCUAAUUAAAUGUCAUUUUUCUUAGACGAUCUUAUUAAAAACAGAAACUGGGCGCAAAGGAGCAGGCCUUAACAUUGUCCAAUCGAUAAACAUAUGAUUGACAGAUUUACUGUUGCUGCGUUUUCAUUGCAAAUGUGCGCAAAACGUUGUCAAUGAUAAUGUUGGGAAAAAAACAUGCAAUUUUUCAAUUCCAGCGUUUCCGUUAAAUAAGAAAUGGAGUUGAAGUCACGUGUGAAUAUUUGUGUUCACUCACGCGACAAGUCAUUUAAAAACAUGCCUUGCCGUCAUUCUCCAACUGCUUUCUGUCUUCUUACUCUUCUUCGUGGUUGGCGCCACUAGCAACAUCCGGUUGUUGUUCAUGUGACUCGUGUGAUGCGAAAAAAGUUUUCAAUUGCAGUUUGGCGACAAACCCUAAUUUCAAUAUGGCCGAAAAACUACCUCGUCCUAGCGACAAGCCUUUUUUAUAGAGAAACUAGUUUUUUUUUUCAAAAUUACCGUGUUUCCAUUAAGCUAAUUUAUUGUCAAAAUGUCAAUUUGCUCAAUUAUCUGGUCAAUGAAAACGCAGCUUGUGUUCUCUAUGCACGGAGCUCUGCAGCAUGUGCUUUACUGCGGCUCCUCUGAAAAGGAAACACGUGUACUGCUUCGUUUUGAACAAUAACAAGUAGGAGGAAUCUAUUAUUUGCCGUCAUUCAUAUGCAAAGCUAUCCUCCAUAGGAACAUCCUCCUCUUCAGUCUGCACUCAGUGUUUUGCUGCUGCUUUGUUAGUCGUGUGUCGGUGUGUGCUUGAGUUUAAGGGGGAAAAACAUCAUCCUAUAUCAAUUAUGUCGAGUGGCCUCUUCAGGCUGAUUAGCACAUAAGAGGCCGAGCCAAGCGCUUUGUUCUGGAAGCAUACAGAGACGGGUCGGUGUGUGUGUGUGUGUGUGUCGGCGGAAAGGCUGUGGAGGACCAUCGAGGUUUGAUCAAAACCGAGCUCAUUGGCUCGGAGUGAAACGUCCUCUGUGUUUGGCUGUUCUCCCAAAAACAGACAAAUAGCCAAUUUGUUUAGAAUAAUUGCUGUUAUUUUGUCCCCAGAGCCAGGUUGCCUGGUGCUCGCCUCUGUUGCCUUACAGCCAUAAGGUUCACAUUCUGGUCUUUUUCAUAGUUUUGUUCUUUCAGCGUACUACGGCGUCCUCCCACGGUCCAUCUGCGUUACGUUUAUUGGUUAUGCUAAGUUGCACUUAUGUGGGAGAGUGUGUGUGUGUGCGUGCGUGGUUGUGUCUGUGUUGACCAUGUGUCGGCCUGGUGCCUCUUACCCCCGCUCCAAAACCACAAGGCAAACGCAACGGUCAUCCAUCUCUGAGCCAUGCUUUUGCCAUCGGCUGAAACAUUUAGGGACGAUAGACCUAUUCUUUUUCUCGAGAUAAGAUAACUUCCCCGUGGUUUUCUCAAGAUAGCAGAUUGACUGAUGUGUGUGUUGAACGUUGAACAACAGUGGGACAGGAUGAGGUAACAAGUUCACUUUCCGGUAGUUUUUGCAAGAUAACGAGUCAGUUUCCCCGAUGGCUUUCCCAAGAUCACAAGUUAACAUCCCAAAGGUUUUCUUGAGAUAACGAGUUGAUUGGUGUGUGUGUGUUAAUCCUCACACCGUCCUUCUAAUGCAUGCCACAGUAGCGGGAGGUCACUUAUAAGUGUACAGCAUGUACGUGUGACCUUUUUCCAUCGGAAACAAGUAAGAUAAUCGUCUUGUUAUCUCAAGAAAACAAUUAGUGUCUUCUCGUGAUGAUGGAAGAAAUGAUCUUGAGAAAACAUCACGGUCACAGCUGCUGAGAGCAGCUUUGUUCUGUAGCGGCUGGGAGGGAUGGAAGCAGGACGAGUCACUGAAAUUAUUUUACUGUUGUAGACAAAAAA
Messenger RNA from Xiphophorus couchianus (Monterrey platyfish), 9244 nucleotides. RefSeq names its product polyamine deacetylase HDAC10. The record is from RefSeq and is a predicted model, not a curated record. NCBI's taxonomy places the organism in Eukaryota, Metazoa, Chordata, Actinopteri, Cyprinodontiformes, Poeciliidae. Gene Ontology annotation, molecular function: deacetylase activity. The coding region runs from base 479 to 2236 and encodes 585 amino acids. The transcript is spliced from 21 exons. Gene Ontology annotation, biological process: epigenetic regulation of gene expression.